GUCGGUAAUUUUAAAAAUUCUCCGCCACAAAACUUUUCAGGAGGGAAGCACGAGAGCCACUCCGCCUCCCGCCUUUUGUUCCCGCCAUUGAACCUCUCUCCCUCUCUCGCUCUAUCUCUGUCUUCUGAAGCUCUGCGUUGAACCAUUCGAAUGGAGAAACCAAGCGAAGACAAGCCAGACGGUUUAGAAAUCACCUCAAUUGGAGUUCUCUACCAUGGUCCCUGGGACAAGAAGUACUGGAGCUCCACUAGGGGUAAGGAUCGCUAUCCUUAUCCAGUUGGUUAUCAAGCUGUUCGAACUCAUAAUGGCAGCACAUAUAAGAUGGAAAUUCAUGAAGGUCUCAAAGGGCCUUUAUUUGUGGUUAACUCUGCCUAUGGUCAGUCAUGUUCUGGGCAAACUCCAGAUAUUGCAUGGGAGAGCUUUCAAAAGAAGGGUUGGUGCCGUACAAAGAUGUGGCAUGGGAAGAGAUCUUCUCCCAAGAUAGAUGGUGUUGAGUUCUUUGGGUUUAGAAAUCCUUUUGUCCAAAGGUUACUUCGGGAACUGGUGGCUAAUGUCAAUGGAAUGGCUGAACGAAGUUUGUUAUCUUCCAGCUUCUGUAAUGGUGCUUCUGGAACUGAGCAUGAUAGUCAAUGCCCAGGUUCAUGUACAUAUGCUGAUUUGCUACCAUACUUGGAAAGACCACAGAUUACAAAGAAGAGACGCAGGCAACACAAAAUAAAAAAAAGAAAGCCAGAUAGUGGGGCUAGACUUAAAAGACUACAAUCUCAAGAUCUGAUGUAUAAUUCUGAUGCCCCAAAUUGCAGUCGGGGAAAUGACAAAAAUCAGAAUGAUAAGAAUUGCACAACUUCUGCUUUAGAUGCUUGUAAUUUCCCAAGAGCUUUGCCAGUAUCAAUGGGCUUGGUAACUACAAUUGAGGGAGGCAAUGGUUCUUUUUCAUCUCAAGAUGGUCUGCAUUUGGAAUCUUUUCAUUUUCCUGAUACAGCUACCAAAGAUGUUCUCCUUCCUCAAAAAGAUAGCAGACUUGUUCCUAUUGGAAAUUGUAAAUCAACUGGCAUAGUAAAUAACUUGUCGACAGAUGAAGAACCUCUUGUUAGGUCGCAAGAUACUGAGAUAGGGAAGUCUGAUUCCUUAAUUCCCACAGAGGGCGAAGAUAGAGAAGCACCAGUUAUGAAAGACUGCCCAGCUAUCACACAUGUGGAUCUUUGUGUGCCUGAUACUUUGGAUCUUCUGCAAGAUACAUCUUCAGAAUCUGCUCCAACAAGCCCCAAGGAAAGUCCUCACAGCUUGAAAGACAGUUUAGUUGUUGCAGAGGAUUUGGUUUCUGAAUUGAAUCCAGAAGAAGAAAUCGGCACAUCAAAUUCAAAUCCAUGUUCUGAAAAGAGUGAUUUUGAUUCAGUUGGUCACGAAAUAGCCAAGUCAAUGAUGACAGUUCUUCUUCCUCAGGCACUUCCUCUGCUCAAGCGCUCCAGGAAGACGAAGGAAUCCAUUAACCAAUCUGAGAUUUCCCAUUGUGGGGUGAAAUUUGAGGAGAACAAUGAAAAUGACCACUUUGUGGAUGUUGAAUCUACUGCUGGAUUGCUUUUCACGAAUUGCUGCGCUGAAAGGGAAGCUAAGAUGCAAAUCUUAAAUGCAGACAUUGAUUCAGUUGUCCCAGAUCUGGAACAUGUCAAGAAUGUUAUUCCAGACAGUUUUGAGAAUGAUAAAUGUGAGUGCCUUGUAGAUAACCAGAUACCAUCAUUUUCUGAUACUGCUGAAGCUGAUCAAACCACUUCUAAUAAAGAUUUCAGUACUUCUGACAAUUUAGAGGUGCAUGGUUGUAUUGAUGGCCAGAAGAAGUAUGUAUGUCAUCUUGAGACAUCUGGCAGCAAAGAAUUCUACUGUUGUGAUGAGGCAUGCGUAGCUCAUAAUAGUAUGCCUCCAAAGAUUUAUAAUCACAUAUCUGAGUCUGCUUUAGGCUGCUCAUCAUCCAGUACAAAAAUCUUUUGUGGAAGAUCCAGCAAUGUUUGCAGAAAUUAUGAUGAAAAUUCUGAGGAAAAAAACCUUGCGUCUGCAGUUGAUUGUAGUCCAGGUACUGUUAUUGAGCCACUCUUUUCUGUUAGUACUCAUCCUCAGUUUUCAAAUAGUGAGAAUAUUUCUGACAUUGACACACUCAAGUUCAGUCAAAUACAUAAUGUACCAAAUCCUUGCACUAUAAUUCAAAGUAAAAGGCAACGAUGUAGUCCAAAGCUAGUUCCUUUGUCCUCAGAAACAGCAUAUCUUGCCAGGGAAGUUUCAUCUGUUAGUUUGAGAGAAAAUCUGGGUGCUAUGAACUGUGAAAUGCAUAAUGCUGAACUUGUUCAGAAUCAACCUAUGAACCAUUCCAAAGAAUUGGGGUUUUAUGAUUCUGUUAUGCAACCAAAUCCACUUUAUUCUAAUUCCUACCAAAUUUCGACUAACCCUAGUACUGAUUUAAUGGGAAAGAUGAGGUCUGUUCAAAUAUUACAGAAAGAAAUCAGUGUUAAAACAGGGAAAUCUGGGACUGCUGUUUUGUACUUUACUCAAAUCCCAGAUGGUGUAGCUCCUUCAGCAAAAAAGUUCAGUGGUCCUUUGUCAGAAAGUAUAAUUUGCAGAGACUUCCAAGAUGGUUUUAUCCCUGAGACAAAUGCUUCCUCAGGAAAUUUGCUUGCCUCUGAGAGUUGCCAAGUGAGCUCUGAUGCCAUCCCAACUAAAAAAAUUCCAUUUGAUGCCGAAACAAGGCAUGAGGAACAAUCCCAUAGCUCACACACAGAGACUACCUUAAAUCCUCUUGGUGUAUACCAUGAUAUGGCUCCUGUUAUAUCACAAAAUCAGUUAGUUUGUGCCUCCAAGGACAAUGAUACUUCAGGUCUUCUUGAUCUAUCUGUUUCGCAUGUAGAGAAAUCUGAAGAUUACAUUGACGAGAUGCUGGUUGGGCAUCAGAAACUUGAAGAGUCUAAUUCCAUACGAAUGAUUCAGAAACCAGAGACAAGUUGUGACAAAAACCUUUCUGAUGCCAAGGAAGUUCAAGAUGGUUCUUACACGAAGUUUCAAGGAAACAUGGAGCUUAAUAAUGAGCUUGAGGGGAUGGUUAACCUUGUGGGCUGCUAUGUCCACCCAAUGCCUGUUUCAUCUGUGUUGUUGAACACUAAAGGGGACGAUGCCCUCAUUUGUGUUAUAUGUGGCCAAUUGGUGGAUAAGGACAGAACACUCUUUCUCUACAAGGUGCCACUACAAGAACCAAGGGUAGGGUGCCCAUCUUUUGUUGGUCACACAUCAUUGAUGUUUCCGAUAUCAAAAGACAAAUUUGGUAGAGAAAUUGCAAUGGAACAAUCUUGUUUCCAAUUCACUCCAGAUGGGCAGUGCCUUGUUUUCAUGGGUGACAUUAAAGCACCUAGUUGCAGGGAACAUAAAAUUGAUUGUGCAUGUCCAGCAUGCACAUCAGAUUGCUUAGGGGGGGAUGCAUUAAAAAUUGUGCGAGUAGAACUUGGUUAUGUUUCUGUCAUGGGGAAAUUGAAGGCAACUGACAGCGUUCGUUGUUUUUUAGUUUGUGAACCAAACUAUCUUGUUGCUGCGGGAGAGAGUGGGGGACUACACAUUUUUGUCAUGAAUUCAACAUGGAGCAGUGCACUGGCAGAAGAAUUUGUUCUACCAACUUAUGAAUGUGUGUCACCAUGGAUAGUUGAGUUGAAGAGAAUUCCAAAGUGCAAUCCUCUGAUUGUUGGUCACAAUGGUUUUGGGGAAUUUGGUUUAUGGGAUAUUUAUAAAUGUGCUCUCGUAUCAAGGUUCUCUGCUCCUAGCACGUCAGUUUUUAAUGUCAUUCCAAUUAGUUUGUUUAGUUGGCAAAGAGAAGGCCCUCAUUCUGGUAAUGCUGGUGUGGAGGACCACAUUCAGAGAAAUAUGGAUGCAACAAAAAUGUGGUUUCCAGAACAAGGUGAGAAGCAUGCCUUUCUUCCACCUGAUGAGGAAGAUAUGGCUGUCUGGCUUUUUGUCUCAACAGUUGCUGAUCGUGAUGCUCGAGUGCAACAUGACCAUCAAUCAGGUGAUGGCCAAAAAAAUCAAAUCAGACAGUGGAGGCUGGCUCUGCUGGUGAAAAAUAUGGUGAUUUUAGGAAGCCCAUUGGAUCUAAGGGCUGCUACCAUUGGUGCAUCAGCUUGUCAUGGGAUAAUUGGCACGCAUGAUGGACUUGUGUACAUGUGGGAAAUUUCUACAGGAGCUAAGCUUGGUACACUGCAUUAUUUCAAAGCAAGUGGUGGUGUUACAUGUAUUGCUGUUGAUGAUUCAUGUGCACAGCAUGUCAUGGCCGUGGCUGGAGAUGGAGGUGAAUUGCUGGUUUAUCUGCAUCGACAACAGGAUUUUGCAAACUAGGAGUUAACAUGAAAGCAUCUCGGAUUGGUGGGCUGGCAAGCAAUUGGUGUAGGAUCUUGUGUGCAGCAUAGAUUGCUCACAAUGUGCAGAUUUGUGACUCUUUCAUACCCAGAUGCAGAAACAUCACACCGGUGCCUUUAAAACCCAAUGCUUGUUGAAAAUGAUUAACUAAGUUUGAGCCCUUUCUCCUUUUUCACUUGAAUUUCCUUUUAAUGCAAUUUUUUCAUCAUUAAUAAUCCAUAUUUUUUUGCUGGUUUCUGCUUUUUGUUAUGUUUUCUCCUAGUCUGUUGGCAGUUUGAAAAUUGGAUCUUCCUCUUCAUAACAGGUUAUGAGGCUACCGCAUUUUUAAGUGAAGGACUAAUGCAAAUCAAGUAGUAAUAGAAUGGAUUGUAAUUAACUAAUUGUCUUU
Messenger RNA from Malania oleifera, 4771 nucleotides. RefSeq lists its product as uncharacterized. The transcript is spliced from 13 exons. The record is from RefSeq and is a predicted model, not a curated record. Lineage: Eukaryota; Viridiplantae; Streptophyta; Magnoliopsida; Santalales; Ximeniaceae. Gene Ontology annotation, biological process: regulation of cell cycle. Gene Ontology annotation, cellular component: nucleus. Gene Ontology annotation, molecular function: protein binding. Bases 151 to 4362 code for a protein of 1403 amino acids.